GUACAAUUAUCGCACCGACUGUUUUCAAACGGCUAAAAAUAAUAUCAGCAUACAGCCCGUAUUGUCCACAAACUUUGGCGGAGUUCGCUGCCGUCGCUGACACGUUGUUUAGGAGGCCAGCUGGUGUAUUUGUAAAAGUAGUAGAGCACUUUGGCUGGCUGCGUUUACUUUUUGUCUGUUUUUAAUUUGACGUGUAGCCGCUAGCUUACGGUGAGAAGCAGACCUGAGCAGCUCGACUCGGAGUCUUGCUCAGAGGAUGGACAGCGAAAUUCAACGAGACGGGAGAGUGCUGGACCUCACGGAUGAUGCCUGGAGAGAAGACAGGCUGCCGUAUGAAGAUGUCACCAUCCCCUUGAGUGAACUGCCCGAGGCUGAGCAGGACAAUGGAGGAUCUACAGAGUCAGUGAAGGAACAAGAGAUGAAGUGGACAGACCUCGCCCUGCAGAGCCUGCACGAAAACACACCGAGCACUGGAAGCUGAGAGACUAAUCUGAGAUCGGACUGUAAAAAUGCAAAAAGACGCAAACAUGCUGACACUGCAUUCAGACACAUGUACAUGAUUGUAUCUGGACAGAUUUGCGGUAUGUUACACCUGAACAAUAAAGAUGCACAAAUGUUUUGAUAAUUUGUAGUAAGA
Molecule: messenger RNA, 637 nt
Organism: Stegastes partitus (bicolor damselfish)
Lineage: Eukaryota; Metazoa; Chordata; Actinopteri; Pomacentridae
Gene: anapc13
Product: anaphase promoting complex subunit 13
Exons: 2
Coding region: 257-481 (74 amino acids)
Biological process (GO): protein K11-linked ubiquitination
Cellular component (GO): anaphase-promoting complex
Source: RefSeq, a predicted model, not a curated record